Gloeophyllum trabeum ATCC 11539 is the source of this 462-nucleotide messenger RNA. RefSeq lists its product as uncharacterized. The coding region runs from base 1 to 462 and encodes 153 amino acids. The transcript is spliced from 3 exons. The record is from RefSeq and is a predicted model, not a curated record. NCBI's taxonomy places the organism in Eukaryota, Fungi, Basidiomycota, Agaricomycetes, Gloeophyllales, Gloeophyllaceae.
AUGCACCCUAUCAUUCAGUCAGUGAUUAAUGAAACAUGGUAUGCGAACCGUACAGAUGAAGGAAUCAUGUACGCGGAGUACUUCGAGUCCAUGGUCACCAUGGAGCGACGUGGAGAGUGCGCGCGCAAAGGGAUACUGCUCAUGACUAUAGCCCUGGUGCUGACGGCGGUUCAAUGUGCUCUCGACGAAUGGAUAACCGGUCAACGCACGGACAUCCAAUUUACCGAAUCGGCCUAUGCUCAGAAGUUCGAUGCGCAGCUUACCGCCCUUGAGACCUUCGACUUCAAGACCAAAGAUCUAGAUCUUGUCGCCAGGAUCCGAGUAAACUUGCUGAAAUGUGCACGGAGUUGCGCGAAGGUACCGGAGACAAAUGAAGGUGAUGCACGCCUACUUGUCAACGAUGACUACACAGCGGCGAGGAGGGAGUGGGAGCUGCAAGGGGUAGAAUAUGACAGCGAAUGA